UAAUCAUUCCAGUCACUAUUCAAGUCAGGUGAGAGAGAGAGAGAGAGAAAGAGAGAGCCCUCACCCAGAUACCGAGAAUGCGAGAACAGCAACGCGUUUGUCAGAGCGGUGCGUCAUAGGGUGUAGAAGGUUCUUGAGAAUACGUAUAUAAAAAGGGACAGCUUUAUCGACUUGGCACCAAAGCGUGGAAGAAGGACGCGCCUGUGUGAUCCCGAGGAGAGCUAUAGCCAAUCCUUCUCCUCCUUCUUCUUCAGUCGUUCAUAGCUGCGUCUAGUGAAAGACUGAAGGACUUAUAAUACUGAAACUUCAGUGUUGUUUCAUUCACUGCGUCAUGAAGGCUCUAGUGUUGGUGUUCGCGUGUCUGUGCCUCUUUGCCAAGAGCUCUGAGGCUCUGUCUUGCUACUGCCCGGAAGAUGGCUCUGCUUGUCAGCAGAGGAAGCUGACGGAAGUGGAGUGCCCCUUCGGAAUCAUCCUGGACCACUGUGAAUGUUGCCGAGUCUGUGCAAAGGGACCUGGCGAGGAGUGCGGAGGCCCCUGGGACAUCUCCGGAAGGUGCGCCAAGGGAUUUAUGUGCGUUCCUAAACCAGGGGACGAGGAGAAGUACCACUUCAAGGGAAAAUGCCAGAAGACUGUUCCCACGCGCCCAGUGGGCGGGGCAGUUGACAGCGGGUUGGAUGCGGAGAUGCUAUAGAGAAAUGGAAACCAAGUAGAGUGUAUCCCUUAACUUAUGCCUUAUUGUAGAGUGACAAUUUUUAUACCGAAAUAAAGUUAUGCGUUGACAGUU
Messenger RNA from Macrobrachium nipponense, 784 nucleotides. RefSeq names its product venom protein 302-like. Gene Ontology annotation, biological process: regulation of cell growth; regulation of signal transduction. Gene Ontology annotation, molecular function: insulin-like growth factor binding. The coding region runs from base 332 to 691 and encodes 119 amino acids. NCBI's taxonomy places the organism in Eukaryota, Metazoa, Arthropoda, Malacostraca, Decapoda, Palaemonidae. Gene Ontology annotation, cellular component: extracellular region. The record is from RefSeq and is a predicted model, not a curated record. The transcript has 3 exons.